AUGUCUGACGCUAUCAUCUCUUACGCUGCUUUCAUCUUAGCUGAUGCUGGUUUAGAUAUCACCAGUGAAAACUUAUUGACUGUCACCAAGGCUGCUGGUGCCAACGUUGACAACGUCUGGGCUGAUGUUUACGCUAAGGCUUUCGAAGGUAAGGAUUUGAAAGAAAUCUUAUCCGGUUUCCACACUGCUGGUCCAGCUGCUGGUUCUGCCGCUGCUGCCGGUGGUGAAGCUGCUUCCGGUGACGCUGCUGCCGCUGAAGAAGAAGCUGAAGAAGAAGCUGAAGAAUCCGACGAUGAAAUGGGUUUCGGUUUAUUCGAUUAA
This is a messenger RNA of Naumovozyma castellii, 321 nucleotides long. It is a transcript of the gene RPP1B, whose product is annotated as ribosomal protein P1 beta. The record is from RefSeq and is a predicted model, not a curated record. The transcript has 2 exons. Bases 1 to 321 code for a protein of 106 amino acids. NCBI's taxonomy places the organism in Eukaryota, Fungi, Ascomycota, Saccharomycetes, Saccharomycetales, Saccharomycetaceae.